AAUAUCAUGUAUAGUAGGAGUGUAGGACGUAGUAGUACUAAAUUCUAAAUUCCCCGUCGUCCCCUUCCCGGCACCCCAUCUGGUUGAAGUCAUCGCCACCUGGGACCUAGGAGAGUACUUACAAACUCUGUCCUAUCACCCACCACCCGUGACUCGUUACGACUGAGUCUUGAGCGUCUCUUACCGGAGUGAGUGAAGUCUGGACCUCCCAAAAUUUUACUACAGAAUAGAGAAUACUAGUGCUACUGCUUACUAUUCAACAUAUCAACUGGGCUGAUUGGCUAUGGCUGUGUGCGCUGCGGAGUCGGGCAGGGCUAGUUCUUGCAGGGAUGGAAAAGCAGCAGCUUACCUCAAACUCAUCUCUAUUCUGGUGAUUUUCUUGACUAGCGCCAUAGGCAUCAGUCUACCGGUAUUCCUGGCUCGGUUGUUCCAAGGAAAGCCCGCUUAUGAUAAGGCGGUGCUAAUUAUCAAGUGUUUUGCGGCGGGUGUCAUUUUGUCCACCUCCCUCGUCCAUGUUCUGCCCGACGCCUUCGAUGCGCUCGCUGAUUGCCAGGUGGCCUCCCGCCAUCCUUGGAAAGAUUUCCCCUUUGCGGGGCUCAUAACGUUGAUCGGGGCCUUGACGGCGCUGUUCGUUGACUUGACGGCGAGUUCACACGUGGAGGUUCAUCAGGGCCACGGACACGGAGGCGAGCUGGAGCUGAAGCUGAGCAAGAGUGCUGAUUAUACGCCGAUUGGGAUGAGCGGGGAGGAAUUGGAAAGGAAGAAGUCGUCAGUUGAGGAGGUGGGGGGUGAGGAUGGUGGUCGGGAUGUGGAGGCGCAAGCGGAGGAGCUGGUGAAAUUGAAGCAGAGAUUGGUGUCGCAAGUGCUGGAGAUAGGGAUAAUCUUUCACUCGGUCAUAAUAGGGGUGACCAUGGGGAUGUCUCAGAACAAGUGCACUAUUAGGCCGCUGAUUGCUGCGCUCUCGUUUCACCAGAUUUUUGAAGGGAUGGGGCUCGGAGGUUGUAUAGCUCAGGCGGGAUUCAGCAUUGGAACAACUGCUUACAUGUGCUUCAUGUUUGCAGUGACUACACCCAUUGGAAUAGUUUUGGGCAUGAUUAUGUUCUCAGUGACCGGUUACGACGACACUAGUCCAAAUGCAUUGAUUUUGGAGGGCUUGUUGGGGUCCCUGUCUUCUGGUAUUCUCAUAUAUAUGGGUCUUGUAGACCUCGUAGCUCUGGAUUUCUUUCAUAACAAAUUGAUGAAUUCACAGCUAUUUUUGAAAAGGGCAUCUUUUAUUGCCCUUCUUCUUGGCUCCACCUCAAUGUCAAUCCUUGCACUUUGGGCUUGAAAGCUUGUGUAAAAGUAGCAAUAUGAGUCGCGCAUACUUUCUGAUGAUUGUGAUUGGUAAAUUAGGUCGUCCCUUAACUUUAGCUUCUUGUCCAAUUCUGAUAAACGUAGUGUAGGUUGAUUUAAGUCGCGAUGUCCUCCUUGCUCAUGCAUUGAUUCAACUAUCGACUCAAUAAAGAAUCAAUUUUCAUC
This is a messenger RNA of Coffea eugenioides, 1518 nucleotides long. Its product is annotated as zinc transporter 6, chloroplastic. Gene Ontology annotation, cellular component: plasma membrane. Bases 284 to 1327 code for a protein of 347 amino acids. The record is from RefSeq and is a predicted model, not a curated record. Gene Ontology annotation, biological process: zinc ion transmembrane transport. The transcript has 2 exons. Lineage: Eukaryota; Viridiplantae; Streptophyta; Magnoliopsida; Gentianales; Rubiaceae. Gene Ontology annotation, molecular function: zinc ion transmembrane transporter activity.